GCGCGCCCCCCGCCCCCGCGGCCGCGGCCCCGCCCCUCCGUUUCCUCCCGGGUGUGUGGCACCGCGGCCGCUCGGCGACAGAGGAGCGGGAGCCGGCCCAGCGGCGGCAGCAGCGAUGCUCGGCAAUUUAUUGGCCAGUGCCACGGGGCCGCAGUCCAGCGGGGUUCGAGGGCUGUGUGAGACAGCACCGCUGCGAUGGCGUCCUAUUUCGAUGAACACGACUGCGAGCCGUUGGAUUCCGAGCAGCAGGCCCGAACCAAUAUGCUGCUGGAGCUCGCAAGGUCACUUUUCAAUAGGAUGGACUUUGAAGACUUGGGGUUGGUAGUAGAUUGGGAACAUCACCUGCCUCCACCUGCUGCCAAAGCUGUGGUUGAGAACCUUCCUAGGAGAGUCAUCAGGGGCUCUCAGGCCGAGCUCAAGUGCCCCGUGUGUCUUUUGGAAUUUGAGGAGGAGGAGACUGCCAUUGAGAUGCCUUGCCAUCACCUCUUCCAUUCCAGCUGCAUUCUGCCCUGGCUAAGCAAGACAAAUUCCUGCCCCUUGUGCCGCCAUGAGCUGCCCACUGAUGAUGACACUUACGAGGAACAUAGACGAGAUAAGGCUCGCAAGCAGCAGCAAAAGCACCGACUUGAGAACCUCCACGGAGCCAUGUACACAUGAGGUGCCUGGGGCUGAGUACCAGUCCUCCACAUCUUUCUCUUGCACCUCAAAUCCUCAUUAAAAUUUUCUUUACCCACCCUGCA
Molecule: messenger RNA, 740 nt
Organism: Prionailurus viverrinus (fishing cat)
Lineage: Eukaryota; Metazoa; Chordata; Mammalia; Carnivora; Felidae
Gene: RNF181
Product: ring finger protein 181
Exons: 6
Coding region: 196-657 (153 amino acids)
Biological process (GO): protein ubiquitination
Cellular component (GO): cytoplasm
Molecular function (GO): ubiquitin protein ligase activity
Source: RefSeq, a predicted model, not a curated record